AUGAUUGGGUUGGAGAUGAUUUUGGGGUUUGAUUGGUUGUUAAAGAACCAGGUAUUGUUGGAUUUCUUUGAGCGAUCGAUUUGGUUUAUGCCAGAAGGAGAAGGAGGAGCAGUGAUAACCGAGGGUUAUUACCUGAACUCUAUUUUGGUGAAUUGUAGUGGAGAAGAGUGUCAGGGUUAUAUACUAUUGGCGGUGAAUGCAUUAGGUGAUGAACAGAGGUUAGAUCAGAUUCCGGUAGUUAGGAAAUUUCCAGAAGUGUUCCCGAGAGAUAUUCCCGAUUUUCCUCCUCAAAGGGGGAUUAAAUUUGCGAUUGACUUGGUACCAGGAGCCAAACCAAUCUCAAUUGCACCGUAUCGAAUGACUCCAGUAGAGCUGGCUGAACUUAAGAUCCAAUUGGAAGAGCUUCUGAACAAGAAAUUCAUCCGAUCGAGUGUGUCUCCGUGGGGAAUGCCAGCUUUGUUGGUAAAGAAGAAAGAUGGGGCAAUGUGA
Messenger RNA from Arachis stenosperma, 489 nucleotides. RefSeq lists its product as uncharacterized. The coding region runs from base 1 to 489 and encodes 162 amino acids. Lineage: Eukaryota; Viridiplantae; Streptophyta; Magnoliopsida; Fabales; Fabaceae. The record is from RefSeq and is a predicted model, not a curated record. The transcript has a single exon.